AUAUCCAAAGCUUAAAAGUAUUUUAACCGAAUACAAAAUGAGUUAGGAACCAAAAUGAAAUUUAGAUAGUGUUAUAAAUUUUAUCCGAAUCCAAAGUAUAUUACCUGAAAACAAUUAUGAUCCUAACGGAUACCCUUUCCGCCCAGGCCUAACCAAGCGUAAAUUGAUUCGAUCAGUGUUCCUUCGAUCAGGUUUUCUCCCAAAACUUUACUGUCUUUAGCCUAAGAUCGAACAGAGUCUAGUUGAGCUUCUGCCCCUUCCAGUCACAUCUAAGUUUCCUAAUCAAGUCAACGAUGAGCAAUCAGAAGAAAUUUGAGAGUUCUUGUCGUUUUUGUAUUCUUGGUCAACGGUCUGGAAAACGUGUGCAGGAAGACCUUUCUCCCCUUGUUUAUCUCCUUCGUCAAAGAGUCGUCGUCGGAAACUCAGAAGGUGAGGCUUUAACCGCGAUGAAGGAAAGUUUUUCUGAUCCUACAGACGCACUCCAAAGCUGGGAUAAUCAGAACAGUGUUUCUCCAUGUACAUGGUUUCAUGUUACUUGCAAUCCUGAGAACAGAGUUGUUCGUGUUGACUUGGGGAAUGCAAAACUGUCUGGUCAACUUGUACCAGAGCUUGGUCAGCUUCCAUACUUGCAGUACUUGGAGCUUUAUAGCAACAACAUUACUGGGGAGAUACCUACAGAGCUUGGAGACUUGAGGGAACUAGUUAGCUUGGAUCUUUAUCAGAACAAACUAAGCGGUCCUAUCCCUUCCUCUCUUGGCAAACUAGACAAACUCCGAUUCUUGCGUCUUAAUAACAACAACUUGUCUGGCGAAAUUCCAUUGUCUUUGACUGCUGUAUCACUGCAAGUUCUGGAUGUCUCAAACAAUCAACUCAAUGGAGAUAUUCCUGUUAAUGGUUCCUUCUCGCUGUUCACUCCUAUUAGUUUUGCUAAUAAUAAUUUACGGCAGCCUCCAGCAUCUCCACCUCCACCUGUCUCUACUCCACCACCUUCACCUCCAGCAUCAAGGAGUCGAAUGACUGUAGCAGUAGCAGGGGGAGUUGCUGCAGGUGCAGCAGUUCUAUUUGCAUUUCCAGCCAUUGCGUUUGCUUGGUGGAUAAGAAGUAGACAACAUGAUCGCUUUUUUGAUGUACCUGCUGAAGAAAACCCAGAGGUUCAUUUCGGACAACUCAGAAGAUUUUCAUUGCGUGAACUGCUUGUUGCUACAGAUAACUUUAGCAACAAAAAUGUAUUGGGGAGAGGUGGUUUUGGGAAAGUUUAUAAAGGACGUUUAGCCGAUGGCUCGCUAGUGGCUGUGAAAAGACUAAAGGAAGAACGUACCCAGGGUGGAGAGCUUCAGUUCCAAACCGAGGUCGAGAUGAUUAGUAUGGCUGUUCAUAGGAACUUGCUUCGUCUUCGUGGCUUUUGCAUGACUCCAACUGAAAGAUUGCUCGUUUAUCCCUACAUGGCUAAUGGGAGUGUUGCUUCUUGUUUAAGAGAACGACUUGAAGGCAAUCCAGUACUUGAUUGGCCAAAAAGGAAGCAUGUCGCUCUGGGGGCAGCAAGGGGGCUUGCAUAUUUACAUGAUCAGUGCGAGCAAAAAAUCAUUCACCGUGACGUGAAAGCUGCCAACAUAUUGUUAGACGAAGAGUUUGAAGCUGUGGUUGGAGAUUUUGGGCUAGCAAAGCUAAUGAAUUAUAAUGACUCUCAUGUGACAACUGCUGUACGUGGUACGAUUGGGCAUAUAGCCCCUGAGUACCUUUCGACCGGAAAAUCUUCUGAAAAAACUGAUGUUUUUGGAUACGGUGUCAUGCUUCUUGAGCUCAUCACUGGACAAAAGGCUUUCGAUCUUGCUCGGCUUGCUAAUGACGAUGAUAUCAUGUUACUCGACUGGGUGAAAGAGGUUUUGAAAGAGAAAAAGUUUGAAAGUAUUGUGGACGUAGAGUUAGAAGGAAAGUACGUGGAGAAAGAAGUGGAGCAGCUGAUCAAAAUGGCUCUGCUCUGCACUCAGAGUUCUUCUUUGGAACGUCCCAAGAUGUCGGAAGUGGUGAGAAUGCUUGAAGGAGAAGGUUUAGCUGAGAAAUGGGAAGAAUGGCAAAAUGAAGAGAUUUUGACAAAUGAUUCUAACUAUCCUCAACUUGGCACUGAAUGGUUCAUCCCAAGUUCCAAUUCCAUCAUAGAAAACGAUUAUCCCACGGGUCCAAGAUAAUAACCCUUUUAGAAAGGGCUCAUGGAGGUUCUUCAAUAUAUAUGAUUCGUGAAGCUUUUAGAUGCAAAACCCAACAUUCACUUUUACAUCUUUAACAAAACAGUAACAGUACAAAUUGUCUCUACGAUAAUUGUUUACGAACCAAUAAAAAUAUAUCACCCGUCU
This is a messenger RNA of Raphanus sativus (radish), 2351 nucleotides long. Its product is annotated as somatic embryogenesis receptor kinase 4-like. Bases 294 to 2186 code for a protein of 630 amino acids. The transcript is spliced from 10 exons. Gene Ontology annotation, molecular function: ATP binding; protein binding; protein kinase activity. Lineage: Eukaryota; Viridiplantae; Streptophyta; Magnoliopsida; Brassicales; Brassicaceae. Gene Ontology annotation, biological process: protein phosphorylation. The record is from RefSeq and is a predicted model, not a curated record.